Molecule: messenger RNA, 246 nt
Organism: Neohortaea acidophila
Lineage: Eukaryota; Fungi; Ascomycota; Dothideomycetes; Mycosphaerellales; Teratosphaeriaceae
Exons: 1
Coding region: 32-199 (55 amino acids)
Source: RefSeq, a predicted model, not a curated record
GCGAGAUCUGGCUGUCUGCAAGUACAAGGCAAUGCGCCAGCCCUACACAUAUGCCGUGUGUGUGAGGCAGAAGCGCAUCAAUCAUCCGCAAAGGUCACGCGCAAAGCGUAGAGCACGUCACACGUGUGAGAUGGGUCGUCGCCACCGUGACGAGUCAGAUCUGCAACCUCCAAAGAGCGGUGAAUGGCCAGGGUGGUGAUGCCGUGCCGUCAUCUCAGAGUCGGGCCACCUCCUGAAACUCUCACA